This is a messenger RNA of Panicum virgatum (switchgrass), 7126 nucleotides long. RefSeq names its product putative hydrolase C777.06c. The record is from RefSeq and is a predicted model, not a curated record. The transcript has 12 exons. Lineage: Eukaryota; Viridiplantae; Streptophyta; Magnoliopsida; Poales; Poaceae. Bases 122 to 1240 code for a protein of 372 amino acids.
ACCAGACGCGCACGGGGAUCGGGGCCCCACCUGCCAGCGUCCCUUCCUCGCCCCGCGACAAGCGGCCGCCGGCAAGAGCGAGACCCGCCCCCGGAUCGCCCGCCGGCCACCGCCGCUGAAGAUGACGCGCGCAGCUACGGGCGCGAUCGCCGCGGCGAUCCUGCGCGGGCAGGUCCCGCUCAUGGCGCCGCCGGCGUCGCGCGCGUUCCCCGGCCUCGCCGCCGCCGCGACGCGCGUCGCUCCCUCCUCAUUCUCGUCCUCGACGCGGCUUCGCCACCUCCCGCGCCUCCGCCUCGUUCCAGCGCGCUCAUUCUGCGGCGUAGCCCGCUCGUCUCCCGGCGGCGCGGGCCCUGGCUCCUCGGUGGAGGAGGGGGACCAACCGCUGCAGUCCGAGCUCAUCUUCAUCGGCACGGGCACCAGCGAGGGCAUCCCGCGUGUCAGCUGCCUCACAGAUCCCACCAAGACUUGCCCCGUUUGCACCAAGGCGGCCGAGCCGGGGAACCCAAACAGGAGGCGCAACACCUCUAUCCUCCUGCGCCACGCCACCCCUUCUGGUACUGCUAACAUCCUCGUCGAUGCCGGCAAGUUCUUCUACCACUCUGCGCUCCAGUGGUUCCCUGCAUUUGGGUUGAGGACGGUCGACGCUGUCAUCAUUACCCACUCUCAUGCUGAUGCCAUUGGAGGGCUUGAUUGUCUUCGUGACUGGACAAACAAUGUGCAGCCAUCAAUCCCAAUUUAUGUGGCGGAGCGUGAUUAUGAGGUGAUGAAGAUGACCCACUAUUAUUUGAUCGACACAAGUGUAGUUAUACCUGGAGCGGCAGUUUCAGCAUUGCAAUUCAACAUUAUAAAAGAGGAACCAUUCAUGGUUCACAAUCUUGAGGUGAUUCCUUUACCUGUUUGGCAUGGUCAGGGUUACCGUUCCCUUGGUUUUCGUUUUGCUGACAUAUGCUACAUAAGCGAUGUCAGUGAUAUACCUGAAGAAACCUACAAGCUUCUGGAAAACUGUGAACUUCUUAUAAUGGAUGCUCUAAGACCUGAUCGUUCUUCAUCAACGCACUUUGGACUACCCAGGGCCAUCGACGAAGUUAGGAAAAUCAAACCAAAGAAAACACUGUUUACCGGAAUGAUGCAUUUAAUGGACCAUGAGAAAGUAAAUAAUGAUCUUUCCGCGCUGAUGGAGACAGAGGGUCUUGACAUCCAACUUAGCUAUGACGGUCUCAGAAUACCUGUAAGGCUCUAGAAUUGUUAUUUUAUUUGGAGCACACCCAUUGUUUUAUCAGUUAGGUGCUGCUAAUUAAUGAUUGCUGAGUUUCUUUAGUUCCAAUUGAGUAAAAUGAUUACCAAAUGUAAUCUGUUGAGCUUGGUGCCUUCAGAGGCAACUUUUCAUCCCACCCCUCCUCUUCAAAAGAGGAAACUUAUGUGGCAAUGUCAUACCAUUGUGUUAUUCAGUUGAAUAAAGUCAGAUUAUUGAUUUCUUGAGUCUUUUUCUCUUUCGUGAUAUACUGCACUAUACCAUGGAUCCGGGAGCAUAUGAUGUGGUAUUGUUAAACACAAGCUCAAACCUCCCUGUAAGAUCAGGGAUCAUAUGAGGGAGCAGUUCAUGGGAGCUUGUUUCCCGAAAUCCAUUAAAACAAGAAAAAAGAAGGGGUCAAUCAACCAUUCAGUCUGCAAUAUCAUAUUAGACAAAUGACUACUGGGUACAGAUGAAACUCGUAGCUUGUUUUCUUUGCCGAUUCAUUCUGGAUCCCACAAAAAAUUAGUAAUCUCUGUCCUAGGCCACACAUAAUAAAAAGCUAAUGUCCUGGAAUCGACUACACUCCAGCUGCACGUCCCAGCCUUUCUCUUAGGAUCUUUACUCCCAUGUAUCUGAGCAAGAAACAUGACAAAAAGAGAUUCAGACUCUAAAAUUGGAAUUUAUUUGGUAGCAAAACAAGUUUACCAUACCUGCCCAUCAUCAUGACAGUAGCUUGAGGGUUUGUUCCUGGUGAUCUAGAAAAUAUUGAGCCAUCAACUACACGGAGACCUGAGACUCCAAGCACCCGGUAAUGCUGGUCAACCACCUUCCCCACAUGGCAUCCACCAUGGUAGUGCCAGAUGGUGAUCACUGUGUCCUUGCAAAACUGCUCCAGGGAUUCUGUGUCAUUUGUAUGCUUGGGUAUCAGGUUCACAUUAGCCUGCACACUCAUAUUGAGCACCCUUUCCAUUGAAAAUCCGGUGCCAUCAGCAGAAAGUUCAGAGAAACGGUUUGUCCUGAGAAUCCUUUCAAUGGUCUUGAUACCAUAGACGCAACGAUUGAGAUCCUGUGGAUGACUGAAGUAGUUGAAGGUAACUGCUGGGUUGUUCCGGACAUCAGUGUCUGUGAGGACCAGAUGACCUGUGGACAGAGGACCAUCAAUCUUCUCGAGUAUAAAACCACCAUGGAAUACCUCUUUGGGUAGGUUAAGUUUGUUCUGAGUGUAUUUCUGGGCUGCUUCCAGGGUUCUUUGCUUUGGAGGAAUUGUAGACAGCUGUCCAAUCUGCAUUUGCAGGCAUGCAGUGUGGUAGUGCAUUAGAUUGAUGAGACCAAAGUGAUAACAAAUUUCACAUAAUCAUGACAGGUAUGGUGUCAGUUAUAAUUGAAUUGCAAGAGUUCAGCCCAUGUAUGAAAUUGAGAUUUUCUUUUCUUUGUUUUGCUCCAAGCUGAAAUCCUAGCACAUAAAAACAAAGACUAAACAUAAGGCGUGCCUUAAACACUGCUUACCACAACUAUUUAUUAGAAUGUGCGAUAACAUACACAUGCAUAUCCAUUGUCAAUUAAUGGAUGGAUCUUACUUCUAAAUUAUGCUCUUCAUGUAGCAUACAAUUGCUACAUGCACUUCGUGUAUUGACUAGUUUUUAUGCAUGCUAAAUCUCAAAGAAGCAGGUUCCCUAAUUGUGUGUGUGGCAUUGGUCUGAAACUACCUAUUGUGCUCUACUCUGCAUAAAAAGCAUCAUAGUGUAAUAUGAAGCUUGUGGAAAUAUUGCGCAAUAUGAAACUGGUACGCAAGUGAUAGAUGCCAGACCUCGGCGGCCAUGAUUCCAUGGUGGCAGUGGACACUCUCUGAUGACUGGCCAAAACCACUGCUAGCCUCAAUAAACACACCUUCUUCAGUUAUUCCAACAGUUUCAAUGAGGGACUGCCGUGGAGGGCUUCUUGUGGGUAUGAAGAUGGAGUUCAUGGGGUUGUCAGCCAUCCCUUUACCCACAUAUUUGUUAUGGAGAACCACAGGAAUGUUAUGACUUUUGAGGUGGUUCUUCGGUCCAAUUCCGCUGAGCAGAAGCAACUGGGGGGUGCCGAUUGCACCAGCAGAUACAAUUAUUUCACUAUCUUUGUUGUUGUUCAGAAAUGCAUUGUGGUGUCUCCCAUUUUCAUCAGUGAAUUGGACUCCAAUGGCCCUUGGCUUCAGGCGUCCUGCAUCAGAAAUGAUGUUUCUGAGAAUGGUACGUAUUGACUGCAGUUUCUACUCUUUCUAUUCUUUGUAUUUCAAUAACUCUACUGCUUUGUAACACGACACAGCUUAAGAAGGUUGGAUGCAUAUGUCCUCAAUGAUUACCUUGUCGUGAGUCGAACACUAUCCUGUGCACUCUAGCAUGGAGCAGCACCCUCAGGUUGUUAGGAUCUCCAGCUGCAAGUAAGUCAGCAGCCGUGUGGCGGUACCCGGUCUCGUCAAAAAUGGUGCCACCCACUUUUGUCCCAGAAACAUGAUCGUAGGUAUACCCAUUGAAAGGGGCUACACCUGCUUGUAGCAGCCCAUCCCGUAAUGCAGCCUGCCAAGGUGCGAUCUUAGGCCACUGGACAAUCUUCUCUUCAACCCAAGGGAAGGACUUGUUGACCAGGUCUUCAUCCCAGCCGACCUCCUGGAUGAAGCUGUUGGCACAGUAAUACAGGUAUGUAAGUCACAGCAACUGAAUUACCAACAGGAAUAUUGUCAUAAUAGAAUUAUUGGGAAAAGAAAUAUUGCACCUUUUGAUCAUUGAAUUUUCCUAAUUUAGGUUCAUGAAAACUAUUUAAAAAGAAGUGGUGUCUUGGUAGGUUGAUCUUGAUUCUAGUCGUAGUUGGCCUGAGCUCUACAGGGGCUAGGUUAUUUCUCAGGCUGUCCAGUCAACAUAGUUACCAUAGUCCAUAGCAUCAAAGCAAUUAUGACCCCAUGUGAUAUUGUUUUGUUGCCUCUUUUAAAUCUAGGUUGCUGCUGUAGACUGUAGUGGUACAUAGCUGUACGACUCUGACAAGAAACACGAGGUAGUAUUUUGUUGGGAGAGAACCACAGCAUGUGUUACCCGCAGCGCUAGUCGCAUCUUGACACUAACAAAGCUGAAGCACUUCAAUACACACUAAUCUAGUAUCUGAAUGUUUCUCUUUAAGUAAUCAGGUUAUCCAUGAAACACUCUUUUGUAUGCUAUUUCUCAAGAAUCAGAACUAUAGCUGAUUUAGAACUGUUCUUGUGAUGGUGCCCUAAAACUAGAACAUGUCCAACCAGAAUCAUCAUGUCCAGGGGCGCCGAGACAUAUAUGAUACAUUCAAGUGCAGCGUUUGUGUCCCCUAUGCUGCAAGUGUAGUAGAUAGUAUAUUGCAAGUCUUUAGUGCCUGUUUUGAUAUGGGCUAGCUGCUUUGGCAUGCAUUUUACUUGAUAGUUUCUUUUCUGUGUGAGUGAGUUGAUGUAAGUGCCUAUAGGCCGUAGCCUGAGGGUCCUAUUCGCCCGAAACAUUUCAUUAUGGAUAACUGAAUGCUAUUGGACAUUGAUCUGUAAUAGGCGUUUACUUGUUCUUGGCCAUGUUUGGUUAGACGUCAAAUCAAAAUUACACAAAAAGACGAAUGUCUGCAUGGAGUACUAAAUGAAGUUUAUUUGCAAAAAAAAUUCAAGGAUGGGUGUAACUUUUCGAGACGAAUCUAAUGACGAUAAUUAAUUGAUGAUUUGCUACAGUGAUGCUACAUUGACCAACCUCUAAUCGUGCGGUCAAAGGACUCGUUAGAUUCGUCUCGCAAUUUACACGGAGGGCAAUUUACACGGAGGGCUGUGCAGGUGGUUUUGUAAUUAGAAUUUAUUUAAUACUUCUAAUUAGUGAUCAAAGGUGAAAAAAAAUCCAUCAAUUCCUAACCAAACACGGCCAAGCUUGCUGAAUGUUUCUGUACACUGCUAAGUUGCAGAGUGAGUAAAAGCAGCAGAUAGUAGCUAGCAGUCAGGCAGACCUUACCAUUUAUUUCAUCCUGUUCCUGUGCUAUCACUGCUCUAUUUACCCUAGAACUGACUCUACAGUCGUGAAAGUGACUGGUCAGUGUGCUGCUGGCUGGCUGGAUACAUUAGAUUGACUGAUGUCAAUGCCAUAAUAUAUUGCCUAAGCUAAUAAGCUAACCUUUGAUUUCAACCUGUGCACUUGUUCUCUUGUGCGUGUGUGUGUGUAUUCUUGUGUGACGCUGCCCACUGUAUGCACUGGCAGUAAAAAAAAAAACUGAUAUCGUUUUUCAGGUAGAAAUCUUCUUGUUUGUCAUGCACAGGGGGAGCUAUCAUACCCAGUAUCGAUCAUAAUGCUGCACUAUACCAUGCAUCCAAUGCAUUGCAUACCUUGAGCUGGCCCGGCUGUAGAAGCCAGCAUUGAUACAGGUGCCACCGCCCAACACCCUUGCCCGGGCAUUGAUGACACCGUCGGUGGAGAUGAAGGCCUGCGCCGGCGAGUCCGGCGCCAUAUUCAUCAGCCCGAUGUGGAAGUUCUCCAUGUAGGAGACGUUGCGGUUGCCAUACGGGGAGCCUCCUCUCUCCAGCAGCAGCACCUUGUACUUGAGCGACAGCGUCGCCGCCAGUGGGCAACCGGCGGUGCCUCCACCGAUGACAAUGUAGUCGUACGUCGCCGGGCACCCCGUGCGGUAGCUGCUGGCCUUCCGGAGAGGAGGGAGGUUCUUCAAGGUGAACUGCUUCUUGCCUACAAGGGCAGAUGGUUACGUGGUUACAGUUAACUGAAACUGAGCUCUCACUUUUUGGCAGAACAUGUUCUUGAUCUGAUUGAGCUUAACAUGAGCUCAUGACAUAAGGCUCUGACAUUGUGCCACCGUGGAUGGCAUAUCAUAUCAGGUGCGUAUCUUUUUAUAUUCAUGUCUGUUUCUAUUUCUUCCUAAACAUUACUUUACUCACUAUAUAUAAAUAUGUGAUUGAUAGCCUAACAGAUGGUCUGCCACUUCAGCAUUCUGAAACGAUAGUGGCAGACGCCAACAGGCGAUAUGAUAGCCGAAAACAAAUGCCACCGACUACAAUGACAGAAGAUGGCGGAAAGAGAGUGAUUCUGAAGAACUCUGAAGGAAACAAGAAAGCAGAAGCUGGGAAACAUAUCUUCAGCGCUUCUAAGAGAGACAGUCUUUCAGCAUUGCAGUAUCAGAAUGUGAAACAGAGGCGCUCACCAUGGGACAGCUCGAAGAGGCAGAGGAGGCACGCCAGGAGCUUGAAGAAGAGCACCGCUCCCCUGCUGAACGCCAUUGGACUGAGCCUUGAGAAGCCCCCACCAAGAAAGCCUGGAGGAGCUCUUCACCAGCAACAGGCCAGCUGCUCGACCUGUCGCCCUGCCUCAACCCUCUGCUCCCCACCUCUCAACCUCGCUUGCCGCGUUCGAGCUGGUUUAUGUAGCCAGCCGGCGGAGUGCUUGAAGGAAGGCAACAUCAGAUUGCUGGCUGAGGGCGCAUUGAAGAGAGCUCACCCGCUGCAGUAAGAGCCAUUCAAUGCCGAGGGAGCACUGCCCUGGUACAACCGGGAUUUAUGGGCUUCAUCAACCAACCAACCAUCACAAAGCUGCGGCGAUGGCGCCCCUCCCUAAAUUGCAAGAAUGACAGGCAGCACAGUUCUCCCUCUCUCUUCACUCUCCUACCUUUUCUUUAUUGAUUUCUGGUACCUGUGUUUUUGCCAAUUGGUUGAGCAAACGAGUUAAUAUUGUUUCUUUUUUCUUCACAAUGUAGGUACUGCCGCCAUCCACGAGACCAUGAAUGCCAGCAGCAGGAAAUGCGUGGUGCUGUUUUCAGCGCCAGUUUGUAGAAAAUGUGUCCUGCCAUCUGAGAGCAUCACUUGCAGGAGGAAAUGUGUGCUGGCAAAUCCCAUGGAAGUUUGCAUCCAUAGAUCAUGGCUCAAAU